This is a messenger RNA of Nasonia vitripennis (jewel wasp), 1882 nucleotides long. RefSeq names its product protein ERGIC-53 (gene ergic53). NCBI's taxonomy places the organism in Eukaryota, Metazoa, Arthropoda, Insecta, Hymenoptera, Pteromalidae. The coding region runs from base 280 to 1797 and encodes 505 amino acids. Gene Ontology annotation, molecular function: D-mannose binding. Gene Ontology annotation, cellular component: COPII-coated ER to Golgi transport vesicle; endoplasmic reticulum membrane; Golgi membrane. Gene Ontology annotation, biological process: Golgi organization; endoplasmic reticulum organization; endoplasmic reticulum to Golgi vesicle-mediated transport. The record is from RefSeq and is a predicted model, not a curated record. The transcript has 10 exons.
GAAACGUAAAAUCUGAUGAGUUUCAUCACCUGCGUAUUCACAUCUCCAUGAUCAGUAGUCACCGCCGUGUCGUAUAGGCCGUAUACACGUAGUCACUCACCCGGUUCCCUCUCCUCUCGCAAAGUAACGGUGCAAGACAGUGCACAAGUUCAUGAUUGUUACAUAGCAUAUGUGACAUUAGUGACUGUAGUCGUCUACCGGUAUACGUGUAUAUAGAUAUACGUACUAAUGUAUUUGUAGUCUUGUAGAUACUGGCUGUCAGUCCUUCUGUUGUGUAAAAUGAAAAUGGCGGCCGAAGUGAGGUGGCCAAUAUAUUUAUUCUUUAUUUUGCAACUUGCAUUUAGUGUAUCUACAGAAUCUCCACACAGAAAAUUCGAGUACAAAUACUCGUUCAAGCCACCAUAUUUAGCACAAAAAGAUGGUAGUGUUCCAUUCUGGGAAUACGGUGGAAAUGCAAUUGCUAGUUCAGAAAAUGUUAGAAUAGCUCCAUCUCUCAGAAGUCAAAAAGGUGCAAUUUGGACCAAGUCACCGGUAAACUUCGAAUGGUGGGAAAUCGAUUUAGUAUUUAGAAUAACAGGUAGAGGAAGAAUCGGAGCUGAUGGUCUAGCAUUUUGGUACACAAGCUCAAAAGGUGCUUACAAUGGCACCGUUUUCGGCAGCUCCGACCAAUGGAAUGGUCUUGGAAUCUUCUUCGAUUCCUUCGAUAACGAUAAUAAGCAUAAUAAUCCCUACAUAAUGGCUGUUCUUAAUGACGGUACUAAAGUAUUCGAUCAUGCCAACGACGGAGGAUCUCAAAUUUUGGCUGGAUGCUUGCGCGACUUCCGAAACAAGCCUUUUGCAACUCGGGCGAAAAUUGAAUACUAUAAGAAUACCCUCACGUUACUUUUCCACGGUGGCAUGACCAACAGUGAACACGAUUACGAAGUAUGUUUCCGCGUGGAGAAUGUAUUUUUACCCAAAAAUGGAUUCUUUGGAAUUUCCGCCGCAACAGGCGGACUCGCCGAUGACCACGAUGUCUUACACAUCCUCACGACAUCCUUACACCCUCCUGGUCAGAUGGUAACCGACGGGCGAAAAGUUUCUAUCGAAGAAGAAAAUAAACUCAGCAAAGAGUACGAGGAUUACGCGAAGAAACUCGAACAACAGCGCGAAGAGUACCGCAAGGAACACCCAGAAGAGCGACACGAAAAGGAUGAAUUUGAAGAAUGGUUCGAAAGUGAUAACCAAAGAGAAUUAAGACAGAUCUUCUCAGGGCAAACUCAGACUUACGAUGCGAUUAGAACUUUAAGUGGCAAACUCGACGAAAUCGUCGGAAGACAAGAGCGAAUGUUGAGUCUCAUUUCGCAAAUACAAUUAGGCGGCGUACAAACUGGAAACGUUCAGCCGGGUCAAGCACCACAACUUAUCGAUACGAUACGUAGGCAAGAAGUAGAUAUAUUAUUAAGUACACAGAACAAUAUUUUAAAUACUGCGCAUGAAAUCAAAUCGUUCAUAACGGACGUUCAAUCAAAAGCAGAUGUGAUCUUAAACAAUCAAGCGCGAAAUCCUACGGCUCAGGUUCAACCCUUGAACUACGACUACCAAUCGUUCACAGCAGAAAUAAGAGACGGGCUCAAUGUCUUGAAGCGCGAUAUUUCGCAAACUAAUAAUAAGCUCAACAACGUUAAUGUAGAUUGCCCAAACGCUUGUCUUUCCACAACAAUGUUUCUCGUAUUUGUAGUUAUUCAAAUGAUAAUAUUAAUGGGUUACAAUAUGUACAGAGACAACAAAGAAGCGCAAGCAAAGAAAUUCUACUAAUAAUAAUGUGUCGAAAACCUAUUGUAAAAAAUGAUCCAAGACUUGUACAUGAAAUUGUAAUAAAUUUUUAUUUACUUAUUUUAUA